Messenger RNA from Lingula anatina, 2148 nucleotides. RefSeq lists its product as uncharacterized. NCBI's taxonomy places the organism in Eukaryota, Metazoa, Brachiopoda, Lingulata, Lingulida, Lingulidae. The record is from RefSeq and is a predicted model, not a curated record. Gene Ontology annotation, molecular function: cysteine-type endopeptidase activity. Gene Ontology annotation, biological process: proteolysis.
AAACCAACCAUGCUACUUGGUGAUUUUUAACUUAUUUUCACAAAGACUUGGGGGCUUUAUUAAGCGAUAGCUAACUUUUCCUUUGUCUUUUCUCCAUCAAAGUAUUUCACAUUCUUUUCAGUCGGUGUCUUAACGAGAAUUCAACCUAAGGCGAUCCGAAAUAUCCUGCCUGUAGGCCUACAUGUGCAGAGGUAGGCCUUCAAAGGUUGCCCAACCCCAAACGUUUUCCCCGUUUUUCUAUUCUCUGUUCAAAUAAGGUAAAGGUAUCUCACUUUCAUCUGAAUUGUGAAGUUACUCUGACUUAGUGCCGAGGAAUAUUGUGGCUAUGACGGAGCAGUGGAUCAAUAGACAGUAAUAUUCCGUGCUGGUAUGAAAACGAGGCCGCUGCUUGGUGAUUGUAUGGGAACAAAGGAAAUGCGUCUGAUCUAUAAAUAGCUUGCUUAUGUCACUGGGAUUCCCAUGUAGACGGCAUAUAAGGACGGAACAGUAGGCCUAUACAGUAAAACAUUGACAGGAAAAGAUCUCAGGUUGGACAACGCGUCGUCUGUUGACAGGUGUUUCCUAACAUUUAAACCAAUUUAAAAUGAAGACCUUUGACCUUCCAACCACGUAUGCCAACAACACGAUGAUUGUAAAGGCCGCGACAAUAUUUAUACCAACACUAUUAGGUUUGGCCUCCCUUGGGAUUUUGUUUUUGAGACGAAGGAAAAAUCAGAACGGUUGGCUCAGUCGCAAAUCCGUGCCUCUAAAUGAUAAGAGUAAUUUCUUCCGCCUGACCCGUCUUCUAUUAGACUUUGGUGGCAAUGUGCUGCGCGAUUUCUUGUCCCGCGAAAUGCAGAAGAAAUACCCAAAUGAUUUUGACCCCACAUCUGGUAAUAUGCGAGGAGUGCUGACAAAGGUGCAAAGCAUUUUGUGCAAUAUGCCGAAAAAGAUAUUUAACGACUCUCAACGAGAUUUCUGCUAUCCUGGGGGCACUCCAGCCACAAAUGUGUUCUUGGAUGAUAUAGACAUAACAUUGGCAGGGGUUUUGUUGAGAAAUAUUACCACAUUGUCGCCAAACUCGUCAAAAUGGUCAAAACCAUCUGCGACAGAUACAGACCCUAUUGCUCUUCUUAGCAGAUUUAGAACGUAUAGAAAUAUAUUCCACGGACAUGCUUCAAACGCAGCCAUUGAAACCACACCGUUUCUGAAACUUUUCCAUGAGAUAAAAGAUUUGCUCCUUGGCCUCUCGACGGUUUACUCCAAGGCAGACUACCUAUCACUCCUUGAAGAACCCUUGGAUUCGAAUCUGGUCGCCAAAAACUCUGAGCUCUUCGAAAGAUGGAUUCAUGUUCAGAAUAUGCCAAUCGAGGAAGUUGAGCAUAGGUUGUCCGACAGAAUUGUGAAGGAACUGAGGUAUCUCCGUGAGACAACCAACAAUGGUUUUGAGAGGAUGUCACAGUUGCUAAAUGGCGCUGGUAACCAUUUACUUCCCCAAAAUUCGAUUCAAGCUGGAGGGGUUCCAAAAACUGAAGAAACCCCUACCUCCAGAGAUGUUCCAACAACUGGAGAAACCCCCACGGCCGGAGAUGUUCCAACAACAGGAGAAACCCCCGCUACAGGAGAUGUCCCAACAAGUGGAGAAACCCCCACCACCGGAGAUGUUCCAACAACAGGAGAAACCCCAACCACCGGAGAUGUUCCAACAAAUGGAGAAACCCCCGCUACCGGAGGUGUUCAAACAACUGGAGAAACCCCCACCACCGGUGUUGUUCCAACAACUGGAGAAACGCCCACCAUCAAAGAUUUGUCAACUGAAAAUCACACUAACAUAGAGGUUAAAGCAACCGAAGAAAAACCCAGUGCCCGAGUCAUCCCUACAAAUUCAACGACUGAAGUUAUCUAUAAGAGAGAAAAAUAUUCUCCAGCUGAGUCAUCGCCUUUUUUCCGCGCCAUUGAGGUUUUACACACGGAUAAUGUAAUGAAAGGUUAGGCUUGAUAAGGGAUAAAAUAUGAUCCAACAGAAUCCAACUUGAGAUAUUUUGUGUGUUUUUAUCCAACUGAUGUAUACAUACUAAUACUCGAAGUACAUGUACCUCAUUUAAGAGCGUACAAUAUUAUACGACGGUGUAAAGAAAAUGAUUGAGUUUUUGUAUUUAACAGUGUCUA